UGGUGUUUGGAGUUGAGCAGUCAUAAGCCCGUAUCCCGCCGGUGGGUGCGUCCGCUCGGGCUUUCGUCACUGGAUAUAAUUGGCGCUGGGACUCCGGUCGUGCGCUCCGCCUCAUACAUGCUUCCACAGUAGCGAUAGUAUGUAAUUUGUUCAGAUGUGUUAUUAAGGGAAACACUCUGACAGCCCAUCAUGAAGGCACCAUCAUCCAGUUCACAAAUCACCAAGGCAUGGGUGGAGUACAUGCUGAGCGAUUAUGAAUGCAAGAAAACACCGGAGACCACCGUCACUGUGAAAACUUAUGAAAUUAGAAAUGCCACAAAACCUGGUGAAAGCUUCAAUGCUGAGCUGAUUCUUUUAGACGUCCAAGCAAAACUCAAAGGUGGAGGAAGGCCAGAUGCCGAGGAAGAAAAGGAGUACAACCUUGUAGUCAAAUUCUUGAGUGGCGAUGCCUUGACGAGCGAAAUAAUAAAAAGAUGUGGGUAUCACAUUAAGGAAUUCAUGAUGUACUCGGAGGUAGUGAAUGAACUUAAUAAUUUUCAAGCAGAAAGGGCCAACAACGAAUUCCGACUAGACAUCCCCGAGUAUAUUUACGGUAAAUGUACUGAGAAGGAAUAUGUCUUAGUUAUGCAGAAUAUUAAGGUGCUGGGUUAUGAAACUGGUCCAAAGAAAGAAGGUCUUGACUUCCACCAUGCUAAAUUGGCCGUGAAUCACAUUGCAAGAUUGCAUGCUGUGUCCUAUGCUUAUGAUAAGUCCCAUAACUUUCUGGAGAAGUACUCAUGUUUCAAAUUUAGCAAUGCAAUUAGCAGUUUUUUCAAGCCAGUUGUAUGGGCAUCUUUGUUAAAUAGCAUCAAAUUCCUAAAAAGUAAAAAGGGUUAUGAAGAUAUGGUUCAUAAAUUAGAGACAGGGAAAACAACACUCCCUGUUAAGUUUGCAGCAUUGUGGGAUGAUCAGACAAGACAUAAAUUUUUAUGCCUUACUCAUGGAGACUUUUGGAAUAGUAAUUUGAUGUAUAAGCACAGUGAAGGAAUGCAGGAUGAAGUUCGUAAGAUUGAAUCUUUGAAACUCAUUGAUUGGCAAAUAUCUCAGUGGAAUAAUCCAGUGUUUGACCUCCAUUAUAUGUUAAAUACAUCUACCUCAUUUGAAAUGAGAAGAGAUCAUGCUGAAGAAAUUUUAAGACAUUAUCAUGCAACAUUUACGGAUGCAACAAAUAAACUAGGUACUCCUGUACCUAAUUGGAAUUAUGAACAGUUCAGAGCAGAGUUUGAUAGAACAUCACUUGUGGGUUUCCUCAUGGGAAUGUGUCUCAUUCAGGGAACACUAAGUAAAGCUGGAGAAACUAUCAACCAUUCAGGGUCAACAUGUCUUAAUAAUGCUUGCUGCUAUCCUUGUAAGGUUGUGGUUGACAAAAUCAAAGCUGGCUUGGCCAAAAUCAUUGUAUCAUUUGCAUUCAAACCUUCAUCAGAAUACUUUAUGCGAGCAAGUGUUAAAAGCGUACUAAGUCCAAUAGGCCAGGAGUUGGUAGAGGGGAGUAACGAUGUAUUGAAUAGACGCCUUCUGGACCUCUUGACAGAAGCAGAUGAGAAGGGAGUACUCGAUGUCCUCAUGUUGUAAAAGUACAUGACAUAAUGUCCCAAUAUACUGUCUUUCUUGUCAUUCAGGUAAUUUAACUUUUUGAAUAAUGGUAUAGGUAAAAAGGGAGGUCUGUUAUGCAAAGAGGACCCAAAAUAGUCUAAAUAUUUUUGUACUCUGUAAUUGCAAGUUAUGAUAGUAUUCAGAAAGGCAGUUCAAAUGUAUUUAAAGAGUAGUUAAUAGAAAAAAAGUAUUAGAUAGAUAGUAUUGGAUACAAAUCAGGGGAUAAGAGUACUUCUACUUUUGUAGUACUACCUAAUCAAAGAGCAUAAGCUAAGUGGAUUCUGUGCUUCCUUCAGGGGACUGCAUUAAGACAACAUGGAUUAUUACUCUAUAGUAUACUCAAGUGUUUUAACCUGAUACAAAGCAAUAUUUUUGCUGCAUAAUUUUCAUAAAUAUUUCUGCUGCUGUGUUUGUAGCAACAGUAAGGGUGUGUUUUAUUUUUUUAGAUAUUUAUAUUUAAAGUUUUAUUGGGAAUCCAUAUCACAUCAGAGAUGUGUGAAUGUCUAUUAUGUAUCAUUCUUGUGCCUUAAAUCAAAACCUAUAAUACAUGACACUGUAUUGUUUUUAACAUUAAACAAAUUUAAGGUUUGUUUAUGCUAUGGUAAUGUUAAGAGUAUUUUUUGAACAAAGUUAUAGUUAAGAAUUAUAUUAAUUUUAUAUACAGAAUUUCAGGUUUACUGAAGUAGUGAAAAUUUUCAUGUUGAUUUUGUUUAAUGCAAUGUAUAUUAUGAAUUUGGUGCAUUUGUGUAGUAUGCAUGUAAAAGCAUAUUUUUUGCAAGAGGAAAGUGUACAGGAUUAGAUAAAAGAAAAAGUUUCUAUUUUCCAUAAAUCUGUAUCAUAGAUAUAUGAAUGAGUGAAAGAUAUGCAGUGAGUCUCCUAUGUAUGAGCUGCACAUUUUUUCAGUAUAUAGACAGAAUAGUAAAAACAAGAUAAACAUAUUUUGAUUUCCGUCUUCUUUAGGGUGAAGUAGUAUUUAUUUCAAAUUGAGAUUUUUUCCCCUGUUGUUUUAUGUGUAGUUGUAUACUGAUAACGAUCGACAUGUAUAAUGCAUGUGUCAUGACGUUUUUGAUUUGUGUGUGGGGUUUUAUGUUUUGUUGAGAUUUUUUGUGAAAUGGUUGUUAUUCUCACUAUUUGUUUUUAAUAUUGGCAAAUCUGUAGUCGGAGGUCCUUGAUAGAAUUGGUUUAUUUUUCUAUUUCUCGUUCAUGCAGGUUCAUUAUUGGUAAAAUGACGUUCAUCAAAAUUUACAAACUCGUUGCAAGAGGGUAGUGGGUAAUAUAUAAUACUUUUCACAGAAUCAGACAGCUUUCUUAUUUAUUAUGAUGAUAUUGCAUUGCUGUAGGUCAAGGAUGUACUACAACUUUGCAGCAUCACAGUAUUAUUUGAAAUGUGAAUAUAUUUAAUUCUAAAUUAUGUCAAUUUUCAUAGUAAAUGAGAUUUAUAUUCAUAUAAAUGACAAGGCAAAUAUACUUUUAGUAAUGUAAGAUAUAGAGCAGGUUAUCAUGCAGGGUUUCUUAUUGCAGGCUGAUCCUAGAGAAAUUUUUAGAUAGAAAUUUUUGAAAGAUUGCUUCAGAUAUUAUUGUCCAAUACAAAUGCUUGUAGUAAACUAACAUUUGGUCAUGUUUUCUUCCAUUUUUUUUUCUUCUUCUUCCUAUUUUAUCAGUGUUAAUAUCUUUAGGUUUUAUUCUUUUGCUUAACUUGCAGAUGUGGAAAAAACGAUGUAUAUUGUAUAGUCAUUGUUUUGCUUUCUUUUGCUUCAUUUUAUUCACCAUUGUUGUCAGUUCAUUGUCAUCUCUGCUGUUUUCAUGAUUAUUAUUAUUAUUAUUAUUAUUAUUAUUAUUAUUAUUUUUAUUAUUAUAAUUGAAAUCACUCUUGUAAUUAUGGUUGUCAUUGUCCACAUUUUUUGCAAUUCUCUUUUAUUUUAAUGCUCCACGUCUCAUUUGAAGUGUCUCAUAAUGCUUUAAGCCACACUGAAAAAAAGAAAAAGAAAAGAAAAAAACAUUUUC
This is a messenger RNA of Penaeus indicus, 3636 nucleotides long. RefSeq lists its product as uncharacterized. The coding region runs from base 190 to 1611 and encodes 473 amino acids. The record is from RefSeq and is a predicted model, not a curated record. NCBI's taxonomy places the organism in Eukaryota, Metazoa, Arthropoda, Malacostraca, Decapoda, Penaeidae. The transcript has 3 exons.